GUUGCAAGUGCACCGUAAGGACGGUAAUUGCAGUUACACCAGGCGACUUUCGGACGAAUAAUCCAUGUUUAUGAAAAGCCGUGAAGUUUUUGAAUGCAAAUGCAAUAGGUUUAAUGCGAAAUGUGUGCUCGGUAGAGACAAGCUGUAAAUAUGGAUAAAAGGCUUGUAACUGCGGGAUCUGAAGAGAUUGACUGGGGAGGAAGUAGAGCUGAAGAGGGGAAGAUUAUGAAGAAGAACAAAACUUUAUCAAAGAAUGUCCACACUGAUCUUCCUAAUCCACUUUCAGAUCCUGUGAAAUGUACUCUGAUAAAAGGAGACUAUCUCUACUUCCAUUAUGGCUGUGAUGGACAAGAUGACAGAGGCUGGGGAUGUGGCUACCGCACCAUUCAAACAAUGUCUUCCUGGCUUUGCUAUAACUGUUCUCCACCUAAGUACCAAAACAGACCUCCACCGAGCCUCCCGGAAAUUCAGCAAGCCUUGGUUUCAAUAGGGGACAAGCCAGGCUCCUUCUCGGGCUCCAGGGAGUGGGUAGGAACAUUUGAGGCCUCCCUGGCCCUUGAUUGUUUUUAUGAUGUUCCCUGUAAAUUGGUACAUAUUAGAGGUGGAGCAGCAGAGCUGGAGCAGGUUGCAGUGGAAGAGCUCCAUCAGCACUUUGAGAAGCAUGGGUCUCCAGUCAUGAUGGGAGGGGACAGGGACAACUCCUCUAAGGGGAUAUUCGGGGUGUGCACUGGGGACAAGGGGAGCUACCUGUUAGUCGUUGACCCUCACUACUAUGGAUGUCAUCUGGAGAAGGCCGAGCUGCAGAGGCAAGGGUGGGUGGCCUGGAAAAGAAUAUCAUCUUUGGAUCAGACUUCAUUUUAUAAUCUGUGUAUGCCUCAGACGGCCAAAAAAUGAAUGUAAGCUAAAUGGCAGACCUAUUUCUGUCUAAAAACUCUCAAAUGAAUUUAUUUGUGAGGAUGAACUGUAGCAAAUUGUGGGACUUUCUCAUUUAGGUGACUUGACUGAGUCCUAAUGUGUGACAGACAAUCUUUGCUUUGUCAGUAUGUAUAAAAGUAUAAAAGGAGUGUCAGUGCCAUCUUGUGGAUGAAAUUAUUGAUUACAAAAUGUUUGAAGAACAGAGGGAUAAAACAACCUGAUGGAACAGUUUCUUCAUUAUUGUUCAAUUAGAAUCCUGUUGAAUCUCAAAUUUUCUUUGAUAUACUUCAAGUAGCUAGUUUAUAUUCAUUUUUAUUAUAUCAAACUCUUGGUGUGAAGAUAUAAAUUAGGGUAAAUGUUCAAAAAUUGUGAAUUAGGAUUUAAAUAGGACGUGUUAGUGAGAGUGCUUGUAGUGCUAUUUAAUAUUCUUUAGGCCACUUGACACUAGAUUUUUUUAGGACGUUGAUCUGACUUUUGAUAAUCAAUAAUUUAAAUAAUUUUUCAAGCAAAAAUUCAAAUGAUUCUAUUGUCCCUGACAAAACUAGCAAUAUGCAUAUGUUACUUUUGGUUUCUGCUAUAUUGUAAUAUACAUUUCUUUUUUACUAUUCCUUGACUUUUAGAGUAACCAGUAAUGAAAAUAAUAAUGGACAUCAGGACUUGAAGAGACAGACUCUGCAGUUUCUCCUUUAUUGCAUACAAUAAAUAAUUUAGCAACACA
This is a messenger RNA of Lates calcarifer (barramundi perch), 1633 nucleotides long. It is a transcript of the gene ufsp1, whose product is annotated as UFM1-specific peptidase 1 (non-functional). NCBI's taxonomy places the organism in Eukaryota, Metazoa, Chordata, Actinopteri, Centropomidae. Bases 151 to 894 code for a protein of 247 amino acids. The transcript has a single exon. The record is from RefSeq and is a predicted model, not a curated record.